Arachis ipaensis is the source of this 551-nucleotide messenger RNA. Lineage: Eukaryota; Viridiplantae; Streptophyta; Magnoliopsida; Fabales; Fabaceae. The record is from RefSeq and is a predicted model, not a curated record.
UGCCGCUGACGUGUGUGGCUAUCAACAAGCUCAGGCACAGCUGAGCCCGUCUGGAGUGAGGAUGAGAACAAAGAGUUUGAGAUGCUUAUUGCUGAAUGUCUUCCGGAAUUCCGGAAGCUCUACAGAAUCGGUGGGAUGCUGUGGCUGCUUGUCUCCCCGACAAGACCUCCGCGCAGAUACAGGAACGCUUCCAGAAGCUCAUCACCCACAUCAAUCUCAUCCAUAAAUCUUAUAUCAAUCUACAUCACACCUCUAUUGCACCUGCUGCACCUCACAACAUGCCUGCACCUCCCACCACAUUGGAACGCAAUCCACUCUCCCUCCCCGGAACAAGUGAACAAAACCAACCUGUCAACACCAACAUAAUCGAACACCAACUUUACCUGAGACUAGUGAUAGAAGAAACACAGGUCAUUGGACUCAAGAAGAGCAUGAGAACUGUGCCAUCAUUUGAGUUUGCUAAUCGAUGGAGAAUUUGUUUACAGAAGACUACUGAAGCAAAAGUAGGGGUGUACAUGCGUCGGGAUGAAACGGGGUUUGAUGUGAUCUAG